Molecule: messenger RNA, 2244 nt
Organism: Rhipicephalus sanguineus (brown dog tick)
Lineage: Eukaryota; Metazoa; Arthropoda; Arachnida; Ixodida; Ixodidae
Product: ubiquitin carboxyl-terminal hydrolase 5
Biological process (GO): protein deubiquitination
Molecular function (GO): cysteine-type deubiquitinase activity; protein binding; zinc ion binding
Source: RefSeq, a predicted model, not a curated record
GACAAAGCUGGCAGUCGGCAUUCUCUCUGGCGACUACUCCAAGGAGCCACCUUGUGAAGGCAGUGGCCAGUCUGAUCCAAAGGAACAGGAAGGUAUCAAGCCACUCAUGUUCAAGACCCUGGUUGGCAGAAACCACCCAGAGUUCUCAACUAAGAGGCAGCAGGAUGCUCAGGAAUUCUUCCUAUACUUCCUUGAGCUUGUUGAAAGGAACUGCCGCAAUGAGAUGAAUCCUGCAGACUGCCUGAAGUUUGAGGUGGAAGAGCGCAUCUUGUGCACAGAAUCGGGAAAGGUGCGCUACACUAAGCGCACGGACUGGCUGCUGCCUCUGCCGGUGCCACUUGAGUGCGCGUUGAAUAAGCAGGACGUAGACGCUUACGAAAGCAAGAAGGAAGAACUCCUAAAAAAUAACGAAAAAAUCGACCCUGAAACUAUUGUCAGGUCAAAGAUCCCGCUCUCUGCUUGCUUGGAUGCCUUUGCAAAGACCGAGAAGGUCAGUGAUUUUUUCAGCACGGCCGUGAACAAGAAAGUUACUGUGGAAAAGACAACCAGACUUCGCACGUUCCCCGAUUACCUGAUGAUACAGCUGAAGAAGUUUGCGCUCGGUCAAAACUGGAUCCCAAAGAAGUUAGAUGUCGAGAUGCUAAUGCCUCAUCAGCUAGACCUUUCCUUCUUGCGCGGUAGUGGCGUGCAGCCUGGAGAAGAGCUGUUGCCGGAACCUAAGGAGACAAAUGAAGGCUCUACUCAGACUGUGGAACUGAAUCAAGCCUGGGUGUCCCAACUUGCCGACAUGGGCUUUCCAUUGGAGGGGUGCAAGAAGGCAGUGUUCUUCACUCAGAACACCAGCAUUGAGGCUGCCACAGAGUGGGCCAUGGAUCACAUGAACGAUCCCGACUUCGGAGCUCCUUUUGUGCAACCCGGCACGUUUCAGGCAGAUGCAGAAGCACUGGAAACAAUCACGAAUAUGGGUUUCUCCCAAGAUCAAGCGCUCAAGGCUCUCAAGGCUACGGAUAACAAUGUUCAGAGGGCCAUGGACUGGAUCUUCAGCAGAGCCGAUGACAUUCAGGCAGAGAGUCAAGAAGUUGCCAUGGAGACUGAUUGCGCUGGCCCUCGUAUCAAGGACGGUCCUGGAAAUUAUCAGCUGGUGGCAUUCAUCAGCCACAUGGGUGAGUCCACCAUGGUGGGUCACUACGUCUGCCACAUAUUUAAGGACGGCCGUUGGGUCAUCUUCAAUGACAACAAGGUGGCCCUGUCCGAAAACCCGCCCAAGGAGUUCGGCUACUUGUACCUGUACCGGCGUGUGCCAGACUCCUGACUAGAUGGACCCUCCUCACCGAAGCGAGCCAAAGUUGAGGAAGACACCGCAACGCCUGUGGCACCAUCGAGCAAUGUUGCUUGAUUUGCAGGCCUACUGCAGUGCCUGUCAUCAGAAGCAAUGGACUUGGCCUGUGAACUGAAAAAAAAAUGUGUGUUUAGAGCAGUUUGGUUUCCGUGUUGCUUCACUUUCGUUCACUUCCUUUCGUGUUGUUUCGACUAUUUUUUUCUACGUGGUUGAAUGUUUUAGAGUUUCCUCGUAAUAUAAGAAAAAAUUCUUUAUCAAGAAUUGUCACAGUCCUCUAAGGACAUCCAUUCAGCUUUAAGAAUGGUUCCUUUGCCAUGCUUUUUGUUGCAUCAGCUAUACCCUUUUGUUUCACAACAGCAGCAUUGAAGAAGCUUUGGUUUUCUCUUAUUGAUAUCUGCGGAUUGCUUUUCUUUUCUUGCUAACAGUGUGAUCAAUAUUCAUUGAUAAAGCCCACUUUUCAGAGAUAUGUUUAGACAAGUGUAUUACAGAGAAUGUAGCAGUGUUUGGAGAUCGAGAAGCAUAUGGCAUUGUGGAUGGUAUGUGGCUACAGGGCUGCUUGUGCCUUUUCAGUAUGUUGUAGUUCAUUCAGGUGGAGAAGCAAGCAUGUGUAAAUUUUGUGUAAAAGAAAUUGCACUUUGAACAACACUCGAUUAUACACAAAAAGUGGUGAGCUCACACUUUCCUACACUUGUACAUACACCAGUGUACGGUCAUUGUCACUUUUGGUUUUGUAUUCUCAUUGUUUGUUUACCUUCAAGCAUUGACCACGGAUUUUCGUGCUGUCUAAUUUUUCAUCACCGACGAAGUACCAACCAUUACUUUCUACGAGAUCUGCUGCUACAUUCGAGGUUAUGUAAGGUAGACAGCUUCUUUUUUUUUUUGAAUAAACCAAAGUUUGCACACUA